Molecule: messenger RNA, 1591 nt
Organism: Dioscorea cayenensis subsp. rotundata (Guinea yam)
Lineage: Eukaryota; Viridiplantae; Streptophyta; Magnoliopsida; Dioscoreales; Dioscoreaceae
Product: serine/threonine-protein phosphatase 6 regulatory ankyrin repeat subunit B-like
Exons: 3
Coding region: 1-1536 (511 amino acids)
Cellular component (GO): plasma membrane
Molecular function (GO): protein phosphatase regulator activity; protein phosphatase 1 binding
Source: RefSeq, a predicted model, not a curated record
AUGGAGAUAGGACCAAAACAAAUACAAAUGGGAGCUUCUCUUCUGAGAGCUGCAAGGUCAGGAGAUAUUGAAACCUUGACGUCUCUCCUUUCUUCAAUAAAUCAUUUCAACAUAGACAUUCAAACGUCACACCAGUCCUCCACUGUUGCACCUCCUCCUCAAUCCAAGACCAUCUUUGGGGUCACUCCGGGAGGAAACACUCUCCUCCAUGUAGCCGCCCAGCAGGGGCAGCUGCGCAUCAUCGAGGAGAUUUGCCGUAGAGAAUUAUCCCUUGUAUUUACCAAAAACACAAGGCUUGAUUCACCUCUGCACUUGGCAGCAAGUUCUGGUAACCAGAAAGCAGCAGAAGUUAUAAUCAAGCAUGUGAGGGAGAGCAGUGAAUUGAUACUUCUGCUCAGGGCUAAGAAUCUGAAUGGUGACACGGCGCUGCAUGAGGCUGCUCGGUUUGGCAAUUACCACAUGGUUAAAAGUUUCAUUGAACUUGAUGUUGAAUUGUCUUCGAUUAUUAAUAACUCUGGUAUGUCUCCGCUCUAUUUAGCAGUCAUGCGAAACUCACAUGCAAUGGUGGAAGCUUUGCUGAAUCCUUCUGCUUCUUUUGCUGGUCCUAACGGGCAAACAGCCUUACAUGCCGCUCGAUCUCAAGUUCAUAUAGCUGCGAGCAUGGACAGAGCUCAAGUGAUUAAAGAGAUACUCAAACAUUGUCCAGACUCUGAUGAGCUUGUUGAUGGAAAAGGAAGGAGUUUUCUUCAUGUUGCUAUAAUGAAUCAUAGUCGGCGAGUUGUCAGGUAUGUCCUUCAGGUGCCAAUCCUGGAGAAGUUGUUAAACUGUCAGGAUUUUGAAGGGAAUACCCUGCUGCAUAUUGCUUGCACUCUAGGGGCCAAAGACAUUGUGUAUGACCUUAUCAAGGAUGGCAGAGUUGAUUCUGGAGUGAUGAACAAUGAAGGAUGCACACCUCUUGAUUUAUCUUUUUACUUGCAUAAUGCAACUGCUUCAUGGCAAAUUAAACAGACCUCCCCGUCCCUUAUUUUCAGAUGCUUGUUGGACACUGGAGCUAUAUUCAGUCCCAAGAGGUCUGAUCUUCAGAAAAGAAAUGUUCAUGAUCUGGAAAAUGAAACAUUAAUGAUAUCAUUGUCGAAAACUUUGGCAAUACUGUCAAUAUUAGUCGCCACAGUUACAUUCACCGCUGGUUUCACAGUGCCUGGAGGUUACAGUAGUGGCAGCAGCAGCAAUGACAAUAUUCAAGAAGGUACAGCCAUUCUAUCAAACAAGUUUUGCUUCAAAGUAUUCCUAAUUUCCAAUACAUUGGCAAUGGUCUGUUCUCUCACUGCCACUUGCUGUUUGGUUCAUGCUGGAGCACCUCUGCUUGAUCUUAAAGUAAGAGAAAGCUAUCUUUCUUGGUCAAUGAGCAUACUUACGUGGGCAAUUGUAGGCAUGUACGUGGCUUAUGGAAUGGCCUUAAUGGCUGUUGUUUUUCCUCAAGAGCGGGUCAUAGGGAUUGUGGAGCCAAGAUCCUCAGACCAAAUUGUGGCUGAGUGAACACUUGUUUUGGAACAGUCCCAGUUCAAUCAUGAUUCGUAGUGUUUCCAGGGUU